UACCAGCUCUCUACCAAAGACAUACUCUUCUUCUGUGGUGUUGCUCUGGAAAGCAGCUACCCAACUUUCAUUUAGCAUAGAGCCAUAUGACCGGUUCUCACCAAUGGAACAUGAGCCAGAGAGACAGAAGACUGACAGGAUGGAAUAAGCUCGAGUUGCUGAAUCACUGCCUGGAAUGCCAUCCACAAACACUCGAUUUGGAUUUUAUACAAAUUCUCGCUCUGUCACCCAGGCUGAAGUGCAGUGGCAUGAACAGGGCUCACAGCAGCCUCAACCUCCUCAGCUCAAGUGAUCUUCUCACCUUGGCCUCCCAAACUGCUGAGAUUACUGGCAUGAGCCACCGCAUGCAGUCUUCCUACAGUUUGUUGUACUUUAAUGUGUAAUACUCAACUCAAGGUACAAGACAAUUGCAUUUAACAUUGUUAUAAAUAAAAGAGACAUCAGAUCAAUCAUUAAG
Messenger RNA from Symphalangus syndactylus (siamang), 457 nucleotides. RefSeq lists its product as uncharacterized. The record is from RefSeq and is a predicted model, not a curated record. Lineage: Eukaryota; Metazoa; Chordata; Mammalia; Primates; Hylobatidae.